UGAAGAUAAUGGGCUGAGUUUGAUUCUUUUUGCAAUAUUUAUGGAAUAAUUUUAUAAAAGUUUUUCACUUUUCUCUUAAUUGUGUAAAUUUACAUCUUAAAUCAUACACGUGGGUUCAUUUUAAAGUAGUUCAUGCUUAAUUAAAAAAGGAUCUUUGUGAAAAAAGAACUUUCUUAUUGAUAAAUACACACUUGUAAGUAAUGAGAAAAAUAUAUAAACGUUCUCCAUAAUCAUAGCAGGUAAAAAGGAUGAAGUUGAUUAAGUAAAGGUAACUAGCCAUUAUAAGAUGUGAACAAGGAAUAAUAAUAAAUAAAAUAGAUACUAAAGUAGUUUCCUAUUGAUUAUGAACUGAUAAAUACUUAAAUUUUUUCCAAGUUUUUUUUUUCAAAAUUAUCUUUAUAAUAGAAUGAAAAAGGAAUAUAAUUGCCACAACAGAUAUUAU
This is a messenger RNA of Paramecium primaurelia, 442 nucleotides long. Lineage: Eukaryota; Ciliophora; Oligohymenophorea; Peniculida; Parameciidae. The record is from the annotation of a GenBank genome assembly.